AUGUCUGUCAAGUUCCAGGAGGAGACCGUUCGCGCGGUCACGGGCGGCAAGUCGGAGGAUCUGGCGCAUCGCGUCGGCGAGCGAUUGACCGGUGGAAAGACGCAGACGGGGUACCUGGCGGUAUGUUCUAGUCCUCUCCUCCCCUCUUUUCCCCUUCUCUCUCCCCCGGACAGAACGGCGGCUGACCCGAGGAAUGGAUCGACACAGGCCUACCUCCGCCAGCUGCAGAAGAACCCGCUGCGCACCAAGAUGCUCACCUCGGGUGUACUCUCGGGUGUGCAAGAACUGCUGGCGUCGUGGAUCGCGCACGACGUCGGCAAGCACGGCCACUACUUCAGCUCGCGCAUCCCCAAGAUGUCGCUGUACGGCAUGUUCAUCAGCGCGCCCCUGGGCCACGUUCUCAUCGGCAUUCUCCAGAAGAUCUUUGCCGGCCGGACGAGUCUGAAGGCGAAGAUCCUGCAGAUCCUCGUCAGCAACCUGAUCGUCUCCCCGAUCCAGAACUCCGUCUACCUGACCUCGAUGGCGGUCAUUGCCGGCGCGCGCACGAUCCACCAGGUUCGCGCCACCGUUCGCGCCGGGUUCAUGCCCGUCAUGAAGGUUAGCUGGAUCACCUCGCCGCUGGCGCUGGCAUUUGCCCAGAAGUUCCUGCCCGAGCACACCUGGGUGCCGUUCUUCAACAUCGUCGGGUUCUUUAUCGGCACUUACGUCAACACUCACACCAAGAAGAAGCGCCUCGAGGCCCUGCGCAAGCGCUACGACCAGCGCCGCGACUACGAGAAGCGCGACUACCCUUAA
Molecule: messenger RNA, 795 nt
Organism: Penicillium alfredii
Lineage: Eukaryota; Fungi; Ascomycota; Eurotiomycetes; Eurotiales; Aspergillaceae
Product: Mpv17/PMP22 family protein
Exons: 3
Coding region: 1-795 (264 amino acids)
Cellular component (GO): membrane; cytoplasm
Source: RefSeq, a predicted model, not a curated record